This is a messenger RNA of Nicotiana attenuata, 669 nucleotides long. Its product is annotated as auxin-responsive protein SAUR68-like. The coding region runs from base 66 to 506 and encodes 146 amino acids. Gene Ontology annotation, biological process: response to auxin. The record is from RefSeq and is a predicted model, not a curated record. The transcript has a single exon. Lineage: Eukaryota; Viridiplantae; Streptophyta; Magnoliopsida; Solanales; Solanaceae.
CCAUCAAAAGGUUCUAAAUUUCUAGUUUACUUUCUUGCUUCCAAACUUUCAAGGAAAGAAAGAAAAUGCUCAGUACUAAGAAGCUCAUCAAAAUGGCAAGGAAAUGGCAAAAGUUCGCGAUCAAGCAGAGAAAGAGGAUUCCACUUCCAAGAACUGGUAGUGAUGCAGACAGUUGUAGUACAUCUUCAUCCUCUAUCGCCAGGAAAGGCCAUUUUGUAGUCUAUACAAUUGAUCAAAGGCGUUUUAUCAUUCCAUUGGCUUACCUUGAAAAUGAGGUCAUUGGGCAACUCUUGAGCAUGUCUGAAGAAGAGUUUGGACUACCAAGUGGCGGUCCUAUUACAUUACCCUGUGAUUCAGCGUUCAUGGACUACAUCAUGUCACUGAUCAAGAAAGGUGUAACUGCUGGAGAUCUUCACAAAGCAUUGCUCCUCUCAAUUCCUUCAUGUUGCUGUUCAACUUCUUCUUUUCACCAAGAAAGUGGAAAUCAAGAGAUUCUUGUUUAUUGAGACAUGAAAUGGUCAUAUUUUGUAAAUGAUAGCUCAAAACAGAUUGUAUAGCACAUGAAAAAUAGGCAACUGAAAGUUGUAUUAUUACAGAUGGAAUAGUGCUUUAACAUUCUCAUCUUGUAGUCAGAGGCGGAGCUAAAAUUUCAAUUCUAUGGAUUCUGUA